Penicillium manginii is the source of this 2793-nucleotide messenger RNA. RefSeq lists its product as uncharacterized. Gene Ontology annotation, cellular component: SAGA complex. NCBI's taxonomy places the organism in Eukaryota, Fungi, Ascomycota, Eurotiomycetes, Eurotiales, Aspergillaceae. The transcript is spliced from 4 exons. Gene Ontology annotation, molecular function: transcription coregulator activity. Gene Ontology annotation, biological process: regulation of transcription by RNA polymerase II. The record is from RefSeq and is a predicted model, not a curated record. Bases 1 to 2793 code for a protein of 930 amino acids.
AUGGCCACCGCGGUCUCAAAGCCCGGUUCACAUCCCCCGAAGAUGAAGCGGCCGCCCCCGCCUUUCCCCCAGGUCGGGGUCAACGGAGUAAAGGCCCAACAACUAUCAUCCUCUCCACCCGCAACAUCUACACAUCUUCCAGGAAGCAGCUCCGUUACAUCAAGUCCCAACCUUACCAAUGGCGUGGCGAAUGGGGCGAAUGUCGCAAAGGGCCCUCUCAACCGAACGCGGAACCAGUCGCAAAGACCCGGCGACCCUUCCUCGCGUUUUGGUCGACCAGUGACAAGAACAAGCACCAAUGUCAACCAGAAUGGGGUCGGGAAAAGCCAUUCCGAACCAUUCGUGAAAACCACGUCCUACAUUCUUAAGAAAUACUCCAAAUCACCACCAUCUCUCAUUGUACAUCUUCAUCCAACACAUUUCCGAUUCGAACAGCAAGACGGAAGUUUCCCAUACAAUUCGGAGAUGAAAGUCAUUAUCGAGCACAUCCGCGCCGGAACUGUUCCCCAUGAUUUAAUCGAGGAGCUUUUACGUUCUGGCGUGCGCUUUUACGAAGGCUGCCUCAUCGUCCGAGUGGUUGAUCAUAAGUCCAUGUCAGCACAAGCUCACAAGACGUCCACAUCAAAACCCAACGAAAACAAUACCCCUUUCUCUCUCCACAACUACAAUGAGCAUGUUACCCCAUCUGCCUUUGUCCCCUACCCGAAACAGAAUCAACUCACCACCGAUCUACAAAGCUCAAAGGCGCCGGAGACGCCGUCUAAGUCCGACAGCCAGACAAAUGGAGAGACAUCCGAAGCUCAGGGUAAAAGCAAUGAGGUUGAACAAAAACCUACUGUGCCAAAGCCUAAGGUUUUCACCACUGUUUUGCACCCCACAUCGCGUACGCUGCAAGCAGAGCUGACUCUGCUCGUGACAACCCCUGAUCCGAAAGCCGCGAAAGCAAUGGCUCAGAGCCAAUUGUCGCGUACCCAAUCCUCGUCCGUCAUUUCACAGUCACCAUCAACCACACAGGCUGAUCGUGGCCACGAUGCGAAACGGCAGAAGACGCUUGUUGAACCACAAGAUCUUCCGGAGUGUGAGGCAUUGAUUGUGCGGGCUCUGGCACCUCCGCUUUAUUUGGAGCCCGUAGAUAGCUUUGCAGCUGCACAAGACCUGCUCAAGGCUAUGGAGAGCCCGCUUCACUCCUACCCACCGCCCUCGCCCAAACGUCGCAAGAGAACCGUUGCCGAGCUCGCUGCUGACGAAGCACUUGCUGCCGAAGAAGAGAGAUUCAUGCUUAUCAUGGAUGAGCGCCUAGAACCAACAGCAUCGGGAGCUGGUGGUGGCUCGAAAGCUACUGUGGUGGAUGAUGCGGCGGGUGUGGCACCGUUUGAGCCUCGAUUCUCACGCUUCAAGACCCUGGAAACAAUCCGGAUGCAACAUGAGGAGAAGGCUAAGCGCGAGCAUGAGAUGAAGUUGAAGCAGGAGCUGGCCAAGAGGCAGCAGCAGGAGCAAGAGAAGGAACGACAAAGGCUUCUCAAGAACCGUCAGGACGAGGAAUAUGCAAAGGAAGAAGCGCGAAGACAGCAAAUUGCAGCCCAACAAGCACAAGCUCAACUUGCCGCUCAGAACCGACACGCAAUGGCCAACGGUGCGAGUCAAGGACAACAGUCCUCCCCCGUUGUACGCAAUCAAACUCCUCAUAACACAUCGUCACCGCUAGUUGGUAACAAUAUGGCAACACAGGCUUCUUCCAUGCAACACGGCCAUCCCAAUGUCAUGGGCCACCCUAUGGCGCCUUCUCGGAGCCAACAGGGGGCAAGUCGACACGGUACACCUCAAAUGACCCAGGGUACGCCAGCAAUGGCACAUGCCACGCCAAUUAUGCGCAAUGUCACACCAACCCAACGGAUGAACCACGGCAGUCCUACUCAUACAAUGCCACAACAAACUCCAAUGAUGAGCCAGGCUACCAUGGCGAAUACACCGCAGAUGAACGGUACUAUCGGUCUCACCCCACAACAACAGAUGCUGCUGCAACAACGACAACAGCAGAUGCUCGCUGCUCAACAGGGACAGAUGAAUGGACAAUUCACACCACAGCAGCUUGCCCAGAUGCAGGCCAGCGCACACGCCCAGCAAAACAUACAUUCACAGCAGCAGAUGUUACAGGCCCAGCAGAAGCAGCAGCAGCAGGCCCAACACCAACAGCAGCAGCAACUUCCGCAACAACAGCAGAACAUGUCGAACAUACCGAACCAACAAGCAUACCAGGCACAACUCAUGCGGGCCCAAUUCGCUCAAAUGCAGAUGGUGAAUCAGCAGCAGGGUGGAAUGUCACAGGGGCAGAUGUCCCAAGGUCAAAUUCAACAACAAGCACCGCAGAUGCAGGGUCAGAUGUCCCAAGGCCAGAUGUCUCAGGGUCAACAGGGCCAGCAUCAAGGCAGCCCACAAAUGACCCCGCAACAACAGCAAAUGUUGAUGGCAGCUGCGCAGGCCAAUGGAGGGCAAAUACCCAACAUGCAAGGUGCCACCAAUAUGGCCCAGCGAUACAAUCGACUGUAUCAACAACGGCUACUGCACCUACGCCAUGAGAUGUCCCAACGGUUCAUGUCACAAUAUGGUCCACCUACCCAAUAUCCACCACAUAUUGCCCAGCAAUAUGGAGCUGGGCUGGAAAAGACCGCCAAGUCAUGGGUUCAGGAUCUUAUGCGACGCGAACGAGAAGCUACGCAGCAACAGCGAAACUCACAGGCGGCCAUGCAACAGCAGAUGCAGCAAAGCAUGAUGCACAAUGGAAUGGGGAAUUGA